Spea bombifrons (plains spadefoot toad) is the source of this 2379-nucleotide messenger RNA. It is a transcript of the gene TENT5D, whose product is annotated as terminal nucleotidyltransferase 5D. Bases 253 to 1455 code for a protein of 400 amino acids. Gene Ontology annotation, molecular function: poly(A) RNA polymerase activity; RNA binding. Lineage: Eukaryota; Metazoa; Chordata; Amphibia; Anura; Pelobatidae. The record is from RefSeq and is a predicted model, not a curated record. Gene Ontology annotation, biological process: mRNA stabilization. The transcript has 3 exons.
CUCUCCGCGGACAGAGCUCUCCGCGCGCCUGCCAGACCCCGAGUCCGGAGCUGCCGGGGGAGACCCGUACCAGCUGCCUCCAGGGGGGUGUUACCUGGGCACUAUAAGUUACCCCAGGUGGCUCCUGUUUGUAAAGUGUCCUGACGAGGAUUUCUGUGUUCUCUGAAAGAUCAAAUGAGUCAUCUGAAUAAGAACCCCACAAUUAGUCUACGCUCGGCAAAAGCCUUCGCUUUGUCCAAGUAAUAUUUCACCAUGACGGAAAGUACAGACUGCAGAUUCAGCAAUCUCACCUGGGAUCAGAUCACCAUUCUGGAUCAGGUGUUGACAGAAGUUAUUCCCAUCCAUGGGAGAGGAAACUUUCCCACCAUGGAGGUAAAGCCAAAGGAUAUUAUUUGCGCCGUGAAAGAGCAGCUUCUGGAGAAGAAUAUCACCGUACGUGACGUUCGCCUCAAUGGUUCCACUGCAAGUCACAUCCUCAUCAAGCAGAAUGGGACCGUCUGUAAAGACCUGGACAUCAUUUUUGGCGUGGAACUUCCUGGGGAACACGAGUUCCAGACUGUUAAGGAGAUUGUUCUCGAUUCCCUUCUAGAUUUCUUGCCCAAGUGUGUCAACAAGGAAAAAAUCACCGCUCAGACCAUGAAAGAGGCGUACGUGCAAAAAAUGGUCAAGGUUUCUACUGACCACGAUCGCUGGAGUUUAAUCUCUUUAUCAAACAACAGCGGGAAGAACGUAGAACUCAAGUUUGUCAACUCUCUCCGGAGGCAAUUCGAGUUUAGUGUAGAUUCUUUCCAGAUAAUACUCGACUCCAUGCUAAGUGUUUACACGGACCGAGAAACCGAAUUGACGCCUGAUUCGCAGCUUACAGUCGUCGCCGAGAGUAUGUAUGGGGAUUUUAACGAGGCAAUGGAGCAUUUAAAGUAUAAGUUAAUUGCGACUAGGAACCCAGAAGAGAUCCGGGGAGGAGGUCUCCUGAAAUACAGCAACCUACUGGUCCGCGAUUACAAGCCGGCUUGCGAAAAGGAAAUUAAGUCCUUAGAACGUUACAUGUGUUCCAGGUUCUUCAUCGACUUUCCCGACGUAGCAGAGCAACAGCGGAAAAUCGAGUCCUACCUGCGCAACCAUUUCGUGGGAGAAGAAAAAAGCAAAUACGAUUACUUGAUAACGUUGCACGAGGUCGUGAACGAGAGCACCGUCUGUCUCAUGGGUCACGAGAGACGACAAACUCUCAACAUGAUCGCCGUCCUCGCUCUGAAAGUUCUCGGCGAACAGAACAUCAUUCCCAACGCGGCAAAUGUCACGUGCUACUACCAACCGGCCCCUUAUAUCAGUGACACAAACUUCAGUAAUUAUUACACGGCUCAAGGACAGCCUUCCAUAUUCUACCAACCUUACCAACUUUAUGUCCAUGCCGAGUGGGCCGGUGUCGUGGUACAUAAGCUAGCGCCAUUGAAAUAAAGGUUUUUCGCUAAAAGCAAAUGGAAGUUCCUAUUAUCAAAGACUAUUUUGUUGUACAAAAUUACACUUUAAGUAAAUACUUAAGUAUUCGUUAAACCAUCCCCCUUUCCAAACCCCCAUUCACCCUUUAUUUUCCUGUUGGAAUGACAUUAAGAGUAAGUCACCUGGGGUGUCGAUGAUGUUAAGUUUCCAAAAGUUUUUUUUUUUUUUAUAUUACACAUAAAUAAUAUAUUCAGUAUUUCUUAUCUUUGUUCUAAAAUCUGAUAUAAAUCUUAAUUCGGAAGAGUUGUAAGAAUUUUGUGUUGCAAAAUUAUCUAUUAUUACUUAUUGUCAACUGCUGACAUCCGGGAGCCAUUGGGGGGGGGGCGAGAGGCCAUCGUUAUGGACUCUAAAUUCUAUUCUCCUACAUGUCUUCCCCUAGACGAUUCAAAAAUGUAACUGGGGUGCCCCCUAAACCCUACCACUGUCAUUCCAGUAGAAUAAUAAGGUGAUUUGGAUGGGGGCAUCUAGAAAGAGGCGUACUGUCCCUUUUAGUAAACUGCCUUGUUGCACUAUUAACCGUGUCAGACCCAUCACUACGGUCCAUCAGAUAUCAAUUUUUUUUAGUAUACUUUUGCUUAUUAUUUUUCUGUCCACAUCAUGUUGUUUAAAUAUAUCCGAUUAUUCUGAAAUACUGUGAUUUAGGAGCAGACUCCGCUUGAACAGAAAUAUAUAAAUAUAUUUUCCUUUAUGUACUUCGUGCCAAACGACAGAAUGUGCCAUCAAAGAUUUUAUGACUCCCGAGAGGGUUACUUGUUUCUAGAAACUGAUAUUGUUGUUUACACUGAUAUUUAUCUUUCUAUAUGUUAUGGCCAAAGUCAGAAAUAAAGUGGGCAUGUUCAGUUUAUCACACUUUCAUAAAUAAAUAUAUUUUUCUUAAUAAAA